AUGGCUGGCGGCGGCACUCCUGUUGGACCUUCAGCAUCGCCUUUGGGCCAGGCCUGGGGAUAUGGUAUCGUUCUUGGUAUUGGGUUUUUGUUCGCUCUGGGCAUGGUCUUCACAACAUGGGUUCUCAGGCGCUACAACAACGAACUCCAAACAUCAGAAAUGUUCUCGACGGCCGGGCGUUCCGUCAAAUCUGGCCUCGUCGCAUCAGCUGUUGUUUCCAGCUGGACUUGGGCUGCUACCCUUUUGCAGAGCUCCUCGGUUGCCUUUCGCUAUGGUGUCUCAGGUCCACUGUGGUAUGCUGCUGGAGCUACCGUUCAGAUCCUGCUGUUCGCUACGGUUGCGAUUGAGUUGAAGCGAAGGGCUCCCAAUGCUCAUACAUUCCUCGAAGCCGUUCGCGCUCGCUAUGGAAAGGCGACACAUUGUGUCUACAUAACCUUCGGCCUCUUCACCAACAUACUCGUCACCGCCAUGCUGCUCACCGGUGGCUCGGCUGUCAUCACCUCUUUGACUGGGGUCCCCACUGCGGCCGCUUGUUUCCUGCUCCCGCUCGGAGUCGUCAUUUACACCAUGUUUGGUGGCAUCAAGGCUACAUUCCUUACUGAUUAUAUCCACACUGUGAUUCUUUUGGUCAUCUUGUUGAUAUUCGCUUUCACGACAUAUGCUACGGGCGAUCGUCUCGGCUCCCCAAAGGCUGUCUACGACCGACUCCAAGAGCUCUCGAACAUCACGCCAGUUCCAGGUAAUGCAGGAGGAAGCUAUCUCACGAUUAGGAGUAAGGAAGGUGCUAUUUUCUUCGUCAUCAACAUCAUUGGCAACUUUGGGACAGUUUUCAUGGACAACGGAUACUAUAACAAAGCCAUCGCCGCGUCUCCGGUUCACGCGCUUCCUGGAUACAUCAUUGGUGGACUCUCUUGGUUUGCUAUCCCAUGGCUCUGCGCGACAACAAUGGGCCUGGCCGCACUGGCUUUACAGAACACGGAAUACUUUCCUACCUAUCCAAAUGUAAUGGCGGAAGCAGAUAUUAGUGCCGGUCUUACGCUGCCGUAUGCUGCAGUUGCCCUUCUGGGAUCUGGAGGAGCCGUGGGCACGCUUUUGAUUGUCUUCAUGGCGGUUACCUCUGCAUUUUCCGCUCAGCUCAUUGCUGUCUCUUCGAUUUUGACUUAUGAUGUGUACGGGGCAUAUAUCAACACCAACGCUAGCGGAAAAAGGCUGGUGUACACUUCGCAUGUAUGUGUUUGUGGAUUCGGUCUUGUCAUGGCAGGCUUCUCCACUGGAUUGCACUAUGCUGGCAUCAGCAUGGGUUGGCUGUACGUGUUCAUGGGUGUCAUCAUCUCAUCUGCUGUACUUCCCGCUGCUCUUACCUUGAUGUGGAAGGGCCAGAAUAAAUGGGCAGCAACCCUCUCUCCGAUCCUGGGUCUCUGCUGCAGCAUUACCGCGUGGCUUGUCACAACCUCCAAGCUAAACGAUGGUGUAAUCUCAGUUGCAACAUCUGGCGCCAACAAUCCCAUGUUGGCUGGCAACGUUGUCGCCUUGUUGUCUCCCAUGGUAUUCAUCCCAGUGUUUACACUAAUUUUCGGUGUUGACAAUUACGAUUGGAUCUCUAUGAAACAGAUUCGCCUUGUCGAUGAUUCUGAUGUCACAGCAGCCGCAAACAUGGACCUCGAAGCCGUGCACGGCCGCCACUCUGCUCUCAGCCCUGAAGCCGAGGCCGCGGAACAAGCCAAACUAUUCCGCGCUUCCAGGAUUGCAAAGAUCACAACAGCAACGCUCACACUCAUUCUCCUGGUUCUCUGGCCUAUGCCACUAUACGGCUCAGGUUAUAUCUUCAGCGAGAAGUUUUUCGCGGGCUGGGUCAUUGUCGGUAUCAUCUGGCUCCUCUGCUCGACUUUGGCUGUGGGCGUGUAUCCAUUGUGGGAAGGCAGGGCCAGCUUGAAGAGGAACUUUGGAGGUAUGUGGAGAGAGGUGACAGGUAAGGGAAGGCCCAGCGCGGCUCGUAUCACGUUUGUUGGGGUAAAGAAGGAUGGGGAGGUAUCAGGGAUGCAUACGCCGAAAGAGGCGGAUGGGGACGUCAUAGAGAAGAAAUAG
Molecule: messenger RNA, 2085 nt
Organism: Plenodomus lingam JN3
Lineage: Eukaryota; Fungi; Ascomycota; Dothideomycetes; Pleosporales; Leptosphaeriaceae
Biological process (GO): putrescine transport; spermidine transport; urea transmembrane transport
Cellular component (GO): plasma membrane
Molecular function (GO): spermidine transmembrane transporter activity; urea transmembrane transporter activity; putrescine transmembrane transporter activity
Source: RefSeq, a predicted model, not a curated record